Sinocyclocheilus grahami is the source of this 2672-nucleotide messenger RNA. RefSeq names its product cyclin dependent kinase 8 (gene cdk8). Gene Ontology annotation, biological process: protein phosphorylation. The record is from RefSeq and is a predicted model, not a curated record. Gene Ontology annotation, molecular function: protein serine/threonine kinase activity; ATP binding. Gene Ontology annotation, cellular component: nucleus. The coding region runs from base 355 to 1755 and encodes 466 amino acids. Lineage: Eukaryota; Metazoa; Chordata; Actinopteri; Cypriniformes; Cyprinidae. The transcript has 13 exons.
CUCGCCGUCUGUGGUUGGUAGUGGCGUUCACGACGGUUUGCGACAUACCGUACGUGGACGCUCAACUCUCCCGGGUGAGAUACCGGCUGAGCGGCGCAGUUGCACAGAAAUAUCAAAGAAAGCGACUGAUAUUCCGAUAACACUCUGCACUUUUUGUCAGAUCAGAAGCACACGUGGUUCAUACGUCGUCUCUGCUGCCCGUAAUUGCUCGCGGUAAAUGUGGACUCUUUCGCUGAGCGGAAAAGCGACGCGAGGGAAGGCAACUAAUUGUCUAAACGGGGCUUGAAGUAAGUUGCCUCCCCAGCGGCGCUUUAAAGGGAAGCCACAGCCCGGAUCCCCAGAAUAACGGAGAAAAUGGACUAUGAUUUCAAAGUGAAGCUCACCGGGGAAAGAGAACGAGUCGAGGAUCUCUUUGAGUACGAGGGAUGUAAAGUUGGACGGGGGACAUAUGGCCAUGUGUACAAAGCAAAGAGGAAAGAUGGGAAGGAUGACAAAGAUUAUGCUCUGAAGCAGAUUGAAGGCACAGGGAUCUCUAUGUCCGCCUGCAGAGAGAUAGCACUGCUGCGUGAACUGAAGCACCCCAAUGUGAUCUCACUGCAGAAGGUUUUCCUGUCACAUGCAGACCGCAAAGUGUGGCUUCUCUUUGACUACGCUGAACAUGACCUCUGGCACAUCAUUAAGUUCCACAGGGCCUCCAAGGCCAAUAAGAAGCCUCUUCAGCUGCCACGUGGGAUGGUAAAGUCUUUGCUCUACCAGAUCCUGGACGGCAUCCACUAUUUGCACGCCAACUGGGUCCUGCACAGAGACCUGAAACCUGCCAACAUAUUGGUAAUGGGAGAAGGUCCUGAAAGAGGACGUGUGAAGAUAGCUGAUAUGGGUUUUGCACGGCUCUUCAACUCACCACUGAAGCCUUUAGCAGAUCUGGAUCCUGUAGUUGUUACAUUCUGGUACAGAGCACCAGAGCUGCUGCUGGGAGCCAGGCAUUACACCAAAGCCAUCGAUAUCUGGGCGAUUGGCUGUAUCUUUGCUGAGCUUUUGACCUCAGAGCCUAUCUUCCACUGUCGACAGGAGGACAUUAAGACCAGUAAUCCCUACCAUCACGAUCAGCUGGACCGGAUCUUUAAUGUCAUGGGCUUUCCUGCAGAUAAAGACUGGGAGGACAUUAAGAAGAUGCCGGAACACUCUACAUUGAUGAAAGACUUUAGGAGGAAUACGUACACUAACUGCAGCCUUAUAAAGUAUAUGGAGAAACAUAAAGUCAAACCUGACAGCAAAGCAUUCCACUUGCUGCAAAAGCUGCUUACUAUGGACCCCAUCCGCCGAAUCACAUCUGAGCAGGCCAUGCAAGACCCGUACUUCCUGGAGGAGCCUUUACCCACAUCUGAUGUCUUCGCUGGCUGCCAGAUUCCUUAUCCCAAACGAGAAUUCCUGACGGAAGAGGAGCCUGAAGACAAGGCAGAUAAAGUAAGAAAUAAAAACCAGCAGCAGCAGGGGAACAACCACACCAAUGGGGCGGGGCACACAGGUAACCCUGACAACAGCCACGCACAAGGCCCACCUCUGAAGAAGGUGAGAGUGGUUCCGCCCACUACUACCUCAAGUGGCCUGAUCAUGACCUCAGAUUACCAGCGCUCCAAUCCACAUGCUGCCUACCAGAACCCAGGACCAAGCACAUCAUUGCCCCAAAGCAGCAUGGGAUACUCCUCUACCUCCCAGCAGCCUCCACAGUACUCACACCAGACCCACCGCUACUGAGUCAGGCCACGCCCCCCUCUCACAGUGCCCAAUAGGGAGAAUGUACUUAGGGAGGCGGGUGUGGACCUGAGCCGAACCGCCCCACCCACUGGCUUUGCUGUGCAGCAUUUCAACCGCAGGAACAGUAACUGUAACCUAACAACACAUCACCGUAUCAUACAGCCGACAUUAUCCUCCGCUGACAAAAGGAGAAAGAAAAAAAAGAAAGAAAUAACAGACUCUAAGUGAAAACAAAUGAAAAAAGCUGAUGAAAAGCGGGUAUUUGUUCCAUUGGUGAUAAACACAAAAAAAGCAACAAACAUUCUCCAUAUGUGGUACUGAACAGCUGCACUAUGUAGUGAGACUGGUUUGGAGUGAGGUGGAGAUCCACCAUACCAUCCAAUCUCUUUAGCCCCAGUCCUUCUUGCCCUCACUUUUGAAAUCCGUUGGCCUCUCCCAAGACUUAAAGCUGCUAUGUGACUGCCAGCAAAGACAGAAUGACGUAUGUCAGUUUGUCUGUCUCUCCGUCUGCCCUUAUACACACACACUAACUCUCACACACACACUCACACACAUGCAUACAAAUACUGAAGCACUCACUCUUUUAGCCCAUUGCUGGGGACCGAAUUCUCUGUGCUGGAGCUGCUGACUGAAGCAUAAUGAGAACCUCUAGUGCCCCCUGCUGGAUCAUACUGGUAGAAGGCGGUAUAAAAGAAACCACAAACUUGAUUUUAGUAGUUAAUAAUUUAAUGUUUUGGUUUUACAUUAGGAGAGGUCAGCAACUUCCAUUUUGCUGUCAGACCGGCUGUUAUGCGUGAAAGAUCGGCCUUAGAACUUCAUGACAAACGUUGUGUGGACAGCAGAUUGAACAUGCAUUGUACUGUAUUGUAAUGAAAUAUUUUACAUGAAACAAAUAUCCUGACAAUAAAAGUGGAAGC